AUGUCGAACGAAUACAACUACGAUGCCGAUGCGCAGUUCUACCCUUUCUACGUAAUCACCGUCAGCGCCUUCGUCGCGCUCCCUCUCACAUACAGUCUGCUCCGCACUCCCUCAGACACCACCAGCCAGGCGAAAGCAGGCCACAUCACCAGUUCCUUCAAGCCAGACGAUGCCGACAUCAUUGCUGGCCAGCGGUCCAAGCAAAAGCGGAAAGAGCUACGCUUGAAGCGCAUAAUUACCGCCGCCUCUGCAUGGCUCCUGAUCCUGUACUCGAUAUACCUCAUCGCAGUCACCGCCCGAUCACAGCCCAAGAUAUGGAACCCUUACGACAUCCUCGACAUUGGCAUGUCUGCCUCUGAAAAGCAGAUCAACUCGCGAUACAGGAAGCUCAGUAUUACCAUGCACCCAGACAAGCGACAGCCCAACCCUGCCCUCAAUCAGACGAUCGAGACCAUCAACGACGACUGGGUUGAGAUAGUCAAGGCCUACAAAGCGCUCACGGAUGAGGAGGUCAGGAGUAACUUCAUCCAGUACGGCAACCCCGAUGGCAAGCAGAGCACGAGCUUUGGCAUAGCGCUACCACAGUUUCUCGUUGCUGCAGGCAGUGGGAAGUAUGUUCUGGCAAUCUAUGGUCUGCUACUGGGCAUCGGUCUGCCGUGGCUGGUUGGCAAGUGGUGGUACGGCAUGCAGUCCAAGACUCGAGAAAAGAUCCUGGUCACUAGCGCAGGUAACAUGUUCAGGGACUACAGGGAUAACAUGGACGCUGGAGACGUCGUUGCGGCUGUGAGCAGCGCUGACGAGUUCAAGGACAUCUUAUCUGGGGCACGUGAGGGCAACGGGCUAGGCAGAGUCGAAAGUAAGCUGGCUGGUUUGAUCGAAAGCGGCGCCGUAAUGCUUCCAAAGGACAAGAAGAAGCUGGACGAAAUGGAAGAUCUUGCACGCCGCAAGACACUCGCGCUUCUAUGGGCGUACCUGAACCGGUUGGAUCUGGACGACAAUUCUCUCGAGGCGGAGAAGUACGAGCUGGCGCCAACCGCACUCCAAAUGGCAGAGGCCUUCCGAUCGACGGUUCUUUCCUAUGGCAACACUGCUCCGCUUAUGGCUGAGUACCAGGUGGAGCAGUCCCUUGUUCAAGCUGUCACACCAAAUGCUGCUGGUCGCGCCCCACUCUUGCAACUGCCACACUUUACGCCUGAGAUUGUACGCGAAGUAGAAGGCGCGGUCAACACUACACGAGAGCACAUGACUAUUCAGUCGUUCAUGGCUCUCCCUGCAGAACAACGACAAGCGCUCGCGCAGGCCGCUGGUCUCACCAACGAUCGAUUGAAGGUUGCUGAGAGCGUUGCCAAGCAGCUACCUCUUCUACGCGUCGAGAAGGCAUUCUUCAAGGUCCAAGGCGAGAAGCACAUCACCGGUUCCUCGCUUGUCCAAUAUGUUAUCAAGGCUCGCUUCAUCCCACCCGGCACCCCAGCAUCGAGCAUUCCUCCGAUCGACGAGAAGGACCUUCUGGAUGUGGAUCCAGCGGAAGGUGAUAUCAAGGCCCAGAAGAUCGAGCCCGAGCAGCACUUUGUUCCUCUCGCGCAUGCACCAUACUUUCCUCAGGACCGCGCACCCAGGUGGCACGUAUUCCUUGCCGACAACCGACAAGGCAAGGUCGCAGUGCCACCUUUCACUUUCAGCACUUUUGAUAAGAAGCCUUUCGACAGUGAGGGCAAGCCUACCUUCAAUGUGGUCACCCUGAAGAUGCAAUUUGCAGCACCACCUCAAGCCGGAGAGUACAAGUUUCAGAUGCACUUGGUGUGUGACAGCUACAUUGGCUUCAACCACAAGCAGGAUGCGGUGAUGAUGGUUGAGGACGCAAGCAAAGUGCAGCAAGUCGACGAGGAAGAUGAGAUUUCGGAGCCUGAAGAGGAUUCUAUCGCUGGCCAGAUGGCUGCACUCAAGGGACAACCGACUGCUGACCCAGACAAGCCAGUCCGCAAUCGCAAGCUUAAGGAGAAACUCGCGCAAGAAGAGAGCGAUUACGAGAGUAACACCGACGAGGACGAAGAAUCAGAGAGUGAGACUGAUACCGACACCGAUUCGGAAGCAGAAGAGGCCGCCAAGAAGGCAAAGGCAUGGUGGUAG
This is a messenger RNA of Fulvia fulva, 2127 nucleotides long. Its product is annotated as Translocation protein sec63. Lineage: Eukaryota; Fungi; Ascomycota; Dothideomycetes; Mycosphaerellales; Mycosphaerellaceae. Gene Ontology annotation, biological process: post-translational protein targeting to endoplasmic reticulum membrane; SRP-dependent cotranslational protein targeting to membrane. Gene Ontology annotation, molecular function: transmembrane protein transporter activity; RNA binding. The transcript has 4 exons. The record is from RefSeq and is a predicted model, not a curated record. Gene Ontology annotation, cellular component: Sec62/Sec63 complex. Bases 1 to 2127 code for a protein of 708 amino acids.